This is a messenger RNA of Impatiens glandulifera, 1726 nucleotides long. RefSeq lists its product as uncharacterized. The record is from RefSeq and is a predicted model, not a curated record. The coding region runs from base 148 to 1455 and encodes 435 amino acids. Lineage: Eukaryota; Viridiplantae; Streptophyta; Magnoliopsida; Ericales; Balsaminaceae. The transcript has 4 exons.
AUUCCUCCUUCUUCACAGCUCAUCUCAAUCCCACCCAUCACCACUAUUCACUGCCGCCAGCACACAUCAAUCUCUCUUUCCCACUCACUCUAAAACACCAAUUUCUCUUAUCCUUCACUCUUCCACUCUCCUUUUCAAUUCUCCCAAAUGGGUUCCCGGAUCCUCUCUCAUCAACUAAGCAAUGGUCUUUACGUUUCGGGUCGCCCCGAAAACCUCAAAGACAAUCGCCAGCCGACAAUGGCUUCUCGCGCAGUUCCCUACACCGGCGGCGACAUUAAAAGGUCCGGUGACCUUGCUAAAAUGUUCGACCUUUCCCACCCCGACCAACUCCCACCCACGUUGAAAACUUCACGCCCCUCCUCUUCCUCUUCUCAACUCAACAGCGGACCGGUUAAAUCUGGUGCGAGCUCCGGUCAAUUAGGAGGAGGACCACCGGCUAAAUCCUCUGGCUCAGGUCCAAUACCCAGAAGGCUUUCAGGUCCCAUGACGCCGCUUCAACCGACAGGUCUCAUAACAUCCGGUCCACUUGGGUCUUCUGCCGGUCGCCGGUCUGGUCAGCUUGAGCCUUCCGUUUCAACUGGUAAGGCGCUUUAUGGUUCGGCUGUGACUCACUUGAAUGAGGAGAUGAAGAUGGGUUUUAAGUUGUCAAAGCCGGUAAUGUGGGUGUUUGUGGUGGUCAUGUUCAUGGCUGUGUUGGUUGGAGCAUUUCUAGCGGUGGCUGUGAAGAAAACUUUAAUAUUGAUUGUAAUCGGGGGAAUUAUAGGAUUGGUGAUAAUGACGAUUGUGUGGAACUGCACUUGGAAGAAGAUGGGUUUGUUAGGGUUCUUAAAGAGGUACCCUGAUGCUGAACUUAGAGGUGCAAUUGAUGGACAGUGUGUAAAGGUCACUGGGGUAGUUACUUGUGGCAGUAUUCCUCUUGAGUCUUCUUUUCAGAAGACACAACGAUGUGUAUAUGUUUCCACACAAUUAUACGAAUAUAAAGGAUGCAGUAGCAAAUCUACAAUUCCAAAACACCAUUUCUUCUCUUGGGGAUGUAGACAUUCAGAGAGGCACAUUGCUGAUUUCUACAUAUCCGACUUCCAAACUGGUUUAAGAGCGCUAGUGAAAGCAGGCUAUGGUGCCAAGGCUUCUGUACUUGUCGAACCCACAAAGAUUGUCGACGUCACAAAGGAAAACCGUGACCUAUCGCCAAGUUUCCUGAAGUGGCUUUCUGAUCGAAGUAUCUCUAGUGAUAACCGAACUAUGCGUCUCAAAGAAGGGUUCAUUAAAGAAGGAAGCACGGUUAGUGUGAUUGGAGUAGUCCAACGCCACGAAAAUGUCCUCAUGAUUGUUCCCCCAUCAGAGCCUGUCUCGACAGGCUAUCAAUGGAGUAGGUGCCUUCUUCCUACUUAUGUUGAAGGUCUCGUUUUGACAUGCGACGAAAGUCAGAAUAAUACAGACGUAAUUCCUGUGUAGACUCGUUACGAUUCCAUAUCAUCAACGCAUCCUACCUUCAAUUGUCGGACCAGGACCAGGCCAGGCACGUAUAUAUUUAUCAGAAGACUACAUCUAAUUGAAGCAUAUUAUCGUAGUCUCAUGCCUCUAGGACCGAAUUGUUCUAUAUACUUUGAAGAAUUCAAGUAAAUGGCGACGAAGAUGGAUAAAUAAUUUCCCAACAGAAUUAUCUCUAGCUACUUAAGCAUGUAAAUUUCUUCAAUAAGUAUGGCAUUGUUGUAUUUUCUUUGCA